Phytophthora infestans T30-4 is the source of this 1361-nucleotide messenger RNA. RefSeq lists its product as uncharacterized. NCBI's taxonomy places the organism in Eukaryota, Oomycota, Peronosporomycetes, Peronosporales, Peronosporaceae. The transcript is spliced from 5 exons. The coding region runs from base 1 to 1323 and encodes 440 amino acids. The record is from RefSeq and is a predicted model, not a curated record.
AUGACGGAUGAAGAUAGAGAGAACGGCAUGAUCCACAGCGAUAUUGACCCGGUAGCAUGGGAACUCGAGCGACGACGGAUGCUCCCAAAGUUACACGCAGUUCUACAGGAUAAACUACAGCGACAUCCGACUGUAAGCUCUUGGCGCGUACGGCUAGACCAUGUCCAGUCGCAAGCUGGAUUGAUAGUUGAGGGUGAGGAAGACGUGCAGCAUGAAAUCGCCCAGAUACAAGCGACUCGACAGAAGGAGACAGAACAGUUAGAAAGAUACGAGAAGAUGCUGAACAAACAAUUCUUGCGAGCUCGACGGCUGUACGAUGAGAGCAAAGCCCGGUUGGCCAAGUCUCAUGAAGAAAUGCAGACCGCUCAGGUCGAGCCCUUUCUUACCUUUAUGCGUAUCCAAUUUGACGCCAAGUCGCGUCUUGCAGCGUUCCAGUUCCAUUUCUGCGGUGACCGUCGCUUCCAAGCCACGAUGAACUUGACAGGGUCGUUCCACCAUGUAGAUGAGACGCCAGUUGUGCGCAAUGCGUUGUUGCACAUUGGUCUCUGCAUCUUGCCGUGGUUCUGGAUGGGCUACAACUGCAAGUACAUUCGGAUCGAGGCGGGAUAUCUCGAUUCGGAGCAGGUGCACUUCUGGGAGGAGUUCUACCAGAAUGUGCUGAGCGAGUAUCUGUAUCUACACGGGUUAGAUCGCGAUCGUCUGCAUAUUAUUGUAGAUGCACCAGCUUGUGAAGCUCUUCCAGUGCUGCCGGACAGGAAACUAGAACAACACGGCAAGACUAAAGUUCUCGUCCCACUGGGCGGUGGCAAGGAUUCACUUGUGGUGUAUCAGUUGCUGUCUUCGAGUGAAACGCCCUGUGCGUGGCUGCAUGUGGGCGAUCGUCCACAGGAGUUUGAGCGCAGCUGGCGGUUCAAGGAGAUUGUGGAGAUGACGCAGAAUCGUACCGGUACUUCUGCAAUCCGCUUCGAGCACGACAUGGAUGACAAGACGUGGGGAAGGAAAGUUGCCGGCACGCGAUACCAACCGGCAGGUCAUCCGUGGGCAGCUCUGGUGGCUUUUGACAGUGUCCUCGCAGCCAUUUUGGGCGACUUCACCCACGUUGCGGUGGGCAACGAGUGUAGUGCCAAUUACGGCAACAACGUCAUACAUGAGGGCCGAGCAGUCAACCACCAGUACGACAAGAGCUUUGAGUUUGAGACACGAGCUCACGCGUAUAUCCGCAAGUAUUUGGUGCAAGAUCUGCACUACUUUUCGGCACUGCAACAUCUGUGGGAGGUCCAAAUUGCUCGCGCAUUUGCGCGUCGCUCGUUGCAGAGCUCUUAGAAUUUCGUUGCCGUUUUUUUGAGCUGCAAUGAAGCUCC